Molecule: messenger RNA, 1042 nt
Organism: Carya illinoinensis
Lineage: Eukaryota; Viridiplantae; Streptophyta; Magnoliopsida; Fagales; Juglandaceae
Product: ADP-ribosylation factor 1-like
Exons: 7
Coding region: 177-725 (182 amino acids)
Biological process (GO): vesicle-mediated transport; intracellular protein transport
Cellular component (GO): cytoplasm
Molecular function (GO): GTPase activity; GTP binding
Source: RefSeq, a predicted model, not a curated record
UCAUAUUCUCUUGCCACUUCAUGCCUUACUCCACGUCCUUAGCCCUUUGCAAUUGCUUAAAAACUACAAAGCAUAUAUGACUCUAUUGUUCCCUCUGCUUCACGCCCCAUUUGAAGGCAGGCUCAACUUCUGUUUCCUCCCCAAGAGCUUCUUUUUGUUCAUAAGCUGCUGUAGAAAUGGGUUUGGCACUAUCUCGAUUCGUGAAGAUGCUUUUUGCAAGGAAAGAAAUGAGGAUUCUGAUGGUAGGUCUUGACGCUGCUGGAAAAACCACCAUCCUCUACAAGCUGAAACUUGGGGAAAUUGUCACCACAAUUCCUACUAUUGGUUUCAAUGUGGAAACUGUAGAAUACAAAAAUGUUAGCUUCACCGUUUGGGAUGUAGGAGGGCAGGACAAGAUUCGACCAUUAUGGAGACACUACUUCCAGAACACCCAGGGUCUUAUCUUUGUGGUGGAUAGUAAUGACAGAGAGAGAAUUUUAGAAGCAAGAGAUGAGCUCCAUCGGAUGCUAAGUGAGGAUGAGCUGCGUGAUGCAAUUUUGCUAGUAUAUGCCAAUAAGCAGGACCUUCCAAAAGCCUUGAGUGUUUCUGAAAUCACUGAUAAACUAGGCCUGCAUUCACUCCGCCAGCGCCGAUGGUACAUUCAAGCUGCAUGUGCCACUAAUGGGCAAGGACUUUAUGAAGGACUUGAUUGGCUAUCCAGCAACAUCAGUAGCAAGGCAAGAUAAGCACAAAUUUAGGUCUUAUGCACCUUUGUUUUUGGAGCCAUUAUGCCAUAAAGAUUCAGCGACCCUGCAAUUGAACUUUGUGACUUUUACACGAAGUGAGAAGGCAUAUAUUUUAAGCUUUACAUGUGUAUUGUGUGUGAAUUUGAAAAACUACUGUAAUCACAAUACGAUUUGGUGCUAUACCAUUGGGGGGGCGUCCCUUCUCCCAAUGCCACAGAUUACUAAUAUUUGCCAACAGAAAAGGGGAAAUAGGUCUAAAAAUUAUAUGGCUUUUGAUUAGUUGGAAAUCGAUCAAUAAAGGCAUAAUUCUAAUUCUA